AUGUACGUAGAGUUCAUGCAAAAGUACAAGGAACUGCGACAUAUGAUGCUUGCACCAGCGCCAGCUGAGCCACAACGAGGUACCUGUUACCUGCCGCAUCACGGGGUCCUGCGUCCGGACAGCACUUCCACUAAGCUGAGGGUCGUGUUCAACGGCUCGAGCUCCUUGCCGAACGGGGACUCUCUCAACCAAUUUCUUCUGACUGGACCGAAUCUGCUUCCUGCGCUGGCUGACAUCCUGCUGCGUUGGCGACGCCACAGAUACGUCUUCGCUGCCGAUAUCGAAAAGAUGUAUCGGCAGAUCCUAGUGCAUCCGGACGAUCGAAGCCUGCAGCGAAUCCUGUGGAGAGACGACUCUAAGAACGACGUCCAGGAGUUCUGGCUAUGCACGGUCACUUACGGGCUCUCAUGCGCCCCGUAUCUGGCCAUCCGUACCUUACGCCAACUCGCCGAGGACGAAGAGCAUCGCUUUCCGAAAGGCGCCGACAUCCUGCGGAGCGAUGUCUACAUGGAUGACAUCCUGUCCGGUGCCAAGAAUCAAGAGGAAGCAGAAUCUAUGGUGAGGCAGCUGACAAAUAUAUGCACGGCGGGCGGGUUCACACUAAAAAAGUGGUCUACAAACGCCUCCUACCUGCUGAGCCUCGUGGAACCGGACGCGCGCCUGCAACAAGAGGCCAGAUGGUGGCUGCCCGGCGAGAGUCAUUCCACUCUCGGCCUUCGAUGGCAACCGUGCGACGACCGCUUCGCCUUCGCCACCCACCGGAUCACUCUCUCAGCGGUCACCAAAAGGUCGGUCCUUUCUUUGACGGCCAAAUUAUUCGAUCCACUCGGCUGGCUGUCUCCAACGACUGUGCUGGCCAAAAUCAACAUCCAGGCUACCUGGCUACUAGGUCUCGACUGGGACGCGUCUCUGCCAAGCGAGGAAGCCAGAAAAUGGCUGCGAUUCCAGGAGGAGCUAGCGGCAUUGGAGAAACUAGUCGUGCCUCGUUGGUUAGGAGCCCUAGCUGACUCCCAUCAAGAGGUUCACGGAUUUGCCGAUGCCUCCGAACAAAAGGCGCCUCUCCAUCUGUGGUCGGAUUCCACCGUGACUCUCGGCUGGAUCCGGGGCCACCCUUCGUCCUGGGUCACUUACGUCGCUAAUCGGGUGAGUGAGAUCCAGACGCUGACUCCGGACGCCCACUGGCACCACGUCCCCGGCCGAGAGAAUCCCGCGGACUGCGCGUCACGAGGACUCUACCCCAGCGAGCUUGUGGACCAUUCACUAUGGUGGCAAGGUCCGUCGUGGCUGUCCUCCGAGAGCCAACCGUGGACGAUCAACUGCGAGGAGCCACCAGAGGAUGACCUCCCAGAGAGGCGCGUCCGCGCCCACGUCGCCGCCAUCGCCGAACAAAGGACUGAGCCGGAGAUGCUUCUUCGAUACUCGUCGCUACAACGCCUGCUCCGGAUCACUGCGUGGUGCCGUCGCUGGCUGCGGAUCCAUCGUCAGGACCACCUCGCGCAUGGCCAGCCCGGCUUGAACAGCGCCGACGAGAUCGAGGACUCCCGGAUCUCCUGGUUAAAAAUCAUCCAGGCUGAAACAUACAAAGAAGAACUGAGACACCUGAAGAAUGGAAAGCCUCUGCCGACUCGAAGCUCCCUACUGAAGCUAAGUCCUUUUCUGGACAGUGAGGGACUCCUACGCGUCGGCGGGCGCCUUAAACACGCUGCACUGCAGUAUGAUGCCACGCAUCCAACCAUACUACCAAGCAGAUCUAAUUUUACUUGCCUCAUCAUCGACGACUACCACAAGCGGACGCUGCACGGCGGCACCCAGUUGACCUUGUGCUCUCUUCGCCAGGAGUAUUGGGUCCCUCGAGGUCGCGCUCUAGUGAAGAGCCGCAUCAGCCGGUGUCUAAGGUGCACCAGAUGGCGGGCUGCCAUCCCUCAGCCACUGAUGGGGGACCUCCCGGCACCACGAGUUACUCCAGGCCGGCCGUUUCUGCAUACCGGCGUAGACUACGCCGGACCGAUUUGGAUGCGAACAGCAGGGGGCCGCGGACUCAAGGCGACAAAAGGUUUUAUUGUUGUCUUUAUUUGUUUAGCUUCCCGAGCAGUCCACCUCGACGCGGCCUCGGACUACACCGCUGACGCCUUCCUUGCCGCCUUGCGUCGGUUCGUCGCCAGGCGAGGAGUCUGCCACUCGCUAUAUAGCGACUGCGGCACCAACUUCGUGGGUGCCGAUAAGCAGCUUAGGCAACUAUUCUCCGCCGCCAGUGCCGACGGACAUCGCAUCGCAACCUUCGCCGCCCAGGAAAGAAUCCGGUGGCGGUUCAACCCGCCAGCUGCACCUAACUUCGGCGGUUUAUGGGAAGCUGCCGUGAAAGCGAUGAAGCACCACCUUCGGCGAGUCAUCGGUGACGCCACCCUCACCUACGAGGAGAUGACUACUCUCCUAGCCCAAAUUGAGGCCUGCCUCAAUUCCAGACCGCUGCAGCCGUUGUCUGACGAUCCGGAGGAUGUAGCCGCACUCACACCUGGUCACUUCCUGGUCGGCUCCGCUCUCUCGGCGAUCCCCGAACCGUCGCUCGAACGAGAGCCGUCGGCACGUCUCUCACGGUGGCAGCUCCUGCAAAACAUGAAGGACCAUUUCUGGUCUCGGGCGAUUCACCUCGAAUUAGUGGAAGAUUACUCCACGCCCGGCUUUCUUGCAGCCUAUCAGAAGUUCGCUAGCCGAAGAGGUCUGCCGCGUCACAUGUAUAGCGACAACGGCACAAAUUUUCAUGGAGCCAACCACGAACUUCAUCGACACUUUCAAUCCUUAUGGAAGGAUGCUGAAUUGCGAAACGCACUCGCAGGCGACGGAGUGAACUGGCAUUUCAUUCCCUCCGCCGCUCCACAUUUCGGCGGCCUUUGGGAGGCCGGAGUCAAGAGCCUUAAAACGCAUCUGAGGCGCGCUGUUGGUUCCCACACACUUUCGAGGGCUGAACUCGCGACGCUUCUAUGUAAAAUAGAAGCGUGCCUUAACUCGCGACCAAUCGCUCCGCUUAGGGACGACCCGGGUGACUUGUCGGCGCUUACCCCGGGUCACUUUCUGAUUGGACGGCCCCUCGUAGCCGUUCCGGAGGAAUCGGUACUCGCGAUCGACCCGCGUAGGCUCUCGCGAUGGCAACUAGUCCGUGCCAUGCAGGAAACCGUGUGGCGUGCCUGGUCACAGGAUUAUUUACAUUCGCUUCAACAGCGAAACAGGUGGUGCAAGCAGUCUCCUAACUUCGCAAUAAGCGAAUUAGUAUUAGUUAAAAGUCCCGUGUUCCCUCCGAGCAAAUGGGAGCUUGCCCGAGUACAGCAAAUCCAUCCCGGAUCUGAUGGACUCGUUCGAGUUGUGACCAUACGCACCGCACGGUCCACAUUGAAACGACCUAUUGCGCAAUUAUGCCGACUGCCAAUACGUGAUAACUCUAACGCGUCCGCAACGGAUGAAGCCGCUAACUUGUAA
Molecule: messenger RNA, 3471 nt
Organism: Nylanderia fulva
Lineage: Eukaryota; Metazoa; Arthropoda; Insecta; Hymenoptera; Formicidae
Source: RefSeq, a predicted model, not a curated record